UAAAGUCAUUUUAUCUUUUUGAGUUCGUUUGAAUCGUCUCCGAUUCUUGUGCAGAAUAAAGUCUAAUCCCAGUAAAACGUUUUCUAUAAGUACGUGAAGAAUAAUAUCCAUUUAUCCUGCAGGAAUCUGAUUGUACUUUUAGUUGGAAUAGAAUCUGCAGUACCUUGAUAACAAUGGAGGCUUCAAUCCUCCCACAUGAUGCUCUCUUUCUCGGCUUUGAUAGUUCAACUCAGUCGAUGAAGGUGACUGUGCUAGAUGCCAAUCUAAAUAUUGUCGCUACAGAGAUGGUCAAUUUUGAUUCUGAAUUACCACAUUACAAAACCAAAGAUGGCAUUUAUCGGGAUACUUCAAUCAAUGGUAGAAUAGUUUCACCCACUUUAAUGUGGGUGGAAGCUUUGGAACUUGUCCUCUGCAGACUUGAGAAGUCCAAGUUUGAUUUUGGAAAGGUCUUUGCUCUUUCAGGCAGCGGGCAGCAACAUGGUAGUGUGUAUUGGAAGAACGGGAGUGAUAGAAUAUUGUCAUCAUUGCAUCCCAAGACAGCAUUGAUUGAGCAGCUUAGUGAAGCUUUUUCUACCAAAGAGUCUCCUAUAUGGAUGGACAGUAGCACCACUAAGCAGUGCAGGGAAAUCGAGAAAGCUGUUGGAGGUCCAUUGGAAUUGUCUAGAAUAACCGGUUCUCGUGCCUAUGAAAGAUUCACUGGCCCACAAAUAAGGAGGGUAUAUGAGACAUAUCCUGAUAUCUAUAAGAGUACAGAAAGAAUCUCCCUUGUUAGCUCUUUCAUGGCGUCCCUGUUUAUUGGAGGUUAUGCUUCUAUUGAUCAUACUGAUGGGGCCGGGAUGAAUCUAAUGGAUAUCAAGCAGAGGGCUUGGUCAAAGCCAGCUCUUGAGGCAACAGCACCAGAUUUGGAGGAAAAGUUGGGGAAAUUAGCCCCUGCAUAUGAAGUUGCAGGUUACAUUGCUCCUUAUUUUGUGGAGAGGUAUCACUUUAACAAGGACUGUUUGGUUAUUAACUGGUCUGGAGAUAAUCCAAACAGCCUGGCAGGUUUGACUCUUAAUACUCCUGGUGACUUGGCAAUUAGUCUUGGCACAAGUGACACAGUUUUUGGAAUCACCACUGAUCACCAGCCCAGCCUGGAAGGGCAUGUCUUUCCCAAUCCUGUGGAUACACAAGGUUACAUGGUCAUGUUAUGCUAUAAGAAUGGUUCACUCACUCGUGAAGAUAUACGGAAUAGGUGCGCAGAAAAAUCUUGGGACAUCUUCAAUAAACAUCUAGAGCAAACACCACCUCUGAACGGUGGCAAGUUAGGCUUUUAUUAUAAGGAGCAUGAGAUACUUCCUCCUCUUCCUGUUGGAUAUCACCGCUACGUUCUUAAGAAUUUCACGGGAGACACUCUAGAAGGUGUAGAAAAAUGUGAAGUGAAAGAGUUUGAUCCUCCUUCGGAGGUUCGGGCAGUUAUUGAGGGACAGUUGCUUUCUAUACGAGCUCAUGCAGAAAGAUUUGGAUUACCUUCUCCUCCAAAAAGAAUGGUUGCCACUGGUGGGGCUUCGGCUAAUAGUACCAUUCUGAGCAUGGUAGCUUCCAUUUUGGGUUGUGAUGUUUAUACCGUGCAGAGGCCUGACUCAGCGUCACUUGGGGGUGCUUUAAGGGCAGCUCAUGGUUGGCUGUGCCACAAGAAGGGAAGGUUUGUACCCAUCGCAAGCAUGUACGUGGAUAAGAUGGAGAAGACGUCCCUCAACUGUAAACUUGCAGUCAAAGCGAGUGACGAAGCCAUUGGUGCCAAGUAUGGUUUGCUGAUGAAGAAGAGAGUAGAAAUAGAGAAUGAGCUUGUUGAAAAACUUGGGCGUUUGUGACCUUUCUAGCUAGCUAGUAGGAAUAAUUAUAUAGGAAUAAUUAUGAUUAGUUUACGUAAUAAUGAGAUCGAUUGACAAUAUACUAUUUUCAUGGUCUAGUUCUUUUACACCGAAUUUUAAGUAGGGGGCACUAUCAAAUAAGCUUUCGAAUUUUCAUAAAAAGUGCAAAUAAGCCAUUUUUCAAGAGGCUUUGUCCGGCUAUCGCCGUUUGGGGCGGUUUCCGGUGGAAUUUUUUGAGCAUUUUCUUCAUUAAGUCUAGUUUACUCAUACCAAAUUUCAGCUAAAAAUUCAAUCGGGAAGGAAAUCAAAUGAAUUUUUGAAGAUAACUGCGCAGUUAGACAGCUCAGUAUAUUUCAGAAAAUCAUUUGACUGCCUUCUUGAUUGCUUUUUUAGCUGAAAUUUGGUAUGGGGAAAGUAGACUUAAUGAAGAAGAUGCUCAAAACAUUUCAUCAAAAAAUUAUACUAGAAACCGUCCCAAAUAGCGACAGCCAGACAAAGCCUCCUGUAAAAGAGUUUAUUUGCACUUUUUAUGUAGUUGUUCAGAGUUGAUCAAAUUUAUGCCCCAAAGUUGCGAAGUUUUAACAUUAUCAUCAUCUCUGUUAGAUCUACCGAUGUAUCGGCUCGGAGCACAUUUUUUACUAAACUUGACAAAAAUAUGGCAUUGACAAAAAUACUAUGAGA
Cuscuta europaea is the source of this 2531-nucleotide messenger RNA. The record is from the annotation of a GenBank genome assembly. Lineage: Eukaryota; Viridiplantae; Streptophyta; Magnoliopsida; Solanales; Convolvulaceae.